Molecule: messenger RNA, 345 nt
Organism: Salvelinus sp. IW2-2015
Lineage: Eukaryota; Metazoa; Chordata; Actinopteri; Salmoniformes; Salmonidae
Product: U6 snRNA-associated Sm-like protein LSm5
Biological process (GO): mRNA splicing, via spliceosome
Cellular component (GO): U6 snRNP; U4/U6 x U5 tri-snRNP complex; Lsm1-7-Pat1 complex
Molecular function (GO): RNA binding
Source: RefSeq, a predicted model, not a curated record
UAGUCUGAUUGUUUUAGUUGAUUGGUCGAUCGAUUACUUCCGCCUUUUUUCAAACUAAACAUGGCAGCCACUCCAGCUACAAAUCCGUCACAGUUGCUCCCACUUGAGCUCGUGGACAAAUGUAUAGGUUCCAGAAUCCAUAUCGUCAUGAAGAACGACAAAGAAAUUGUUGGCACCUUGUUGGGUUUCGACGAUUUUGUCAACAUGGUGCUAGAGGACGUGACAGAAUUUGAAAUCACACCGGAGGGAAGGAGGAUAACCAAACUGGAUCAGAUACUGCUCAACGGUAACAACAUCACCAUGCUCAUACCUGGAGGUGAAGGGCCUGAAGUAUAAAAACAACAU